AUGAAUAUUAUUGGUUCCACCCAGGCCGUCCUUACUGUCGCCGCUGCGACGCAAAGUACCCGGCAGAUCAUUGUUGACGCGUCAAAGAUCGUCGGGGUCAACAGUGCAGAUAGCGCAUAUAUCCCCCCCGGACCCUGGAACCAGGACACCUUCUACAAUAAGGACCCUGCCAUAGGAGCUCUAUUCCCUGAGUAUGCAAUCAAAAAUGUUCUUAUAUACAACUUUCCGGAUAUCUUCCUAGGCUGGGGGAAAACGGGCGUGGAUGGGGAUCCUAUGGUGAAUGACAAUUAUAACUGGACUGGGGCCGAUGACUACAUGCGAUUUGUCACUAGCAACGGGGCCAAGGCCACGAUCCAGUUUCAGCCGACAAACGGGACUAACAGCAACGUCUCCUCCCCGGAAGUACUGGGCGAGAUUGGCUAUAUGGUCACAGAUCGCUACAUGAAUGGUGCCUAUGAUUCCGGCUUCUAUGAUGCGCUUGAGCUGUUCGAGUUUCUGCCAGAGACGGACUUGUUGAGGAGCUACUUUUCUAAUGAUGUGUACGAAGGGUACUUUUCUUAUUUUGCUGCGUUCAGCCGCGCUGUCACGAACGCAAGUCCCGCGGUUGGGGUCGCUGCAUGGGGCGGCAACCAGAUAUAUCCUGUGAAAACAAACUAUUCGGUUUUCAAUCCAUACGUCUCUCGAUUCUACAAGGACUGCCACGACCGUAAUGUUCCUAUCAGGGCUGCAUCAUUCCAUUUUAUAAACACACAAUUUUCCUUUGAUCCAUACGAUAUCAAGCGGGUAACGGACAAAUUCCGCGCAGAGAUUCUGGUCCCUGCCGGGUUGCCAAAUCUCUCCAUAUGGGCCACUGAAUACGAACCAGCUCCGUUUCCAGCUCUACCCACAUCUGCAAGUGCCCUUGCGUCCUUCAACGACCCAGCUUGGUUUGCAAGUUUUACUCUCGGGGUGUCAAUGUACGCCCAGGAUACAACUAUUGACCAAGUCCUCCCAUGGCCCGGGCUCGGCUACAACGGUACCGGAGCCGGUAAACAGCCAUUCCAGGGCUUCUUUAAUCGAAGCUCAUCCGGCCCCAUCCCACUCAACGCGGCAAAGGCAUGGUUUCUGCAGGGAAAGCUGGUUACCGAGACAUCUCAUCGAGUCAAAGUUGAUGGAAGUUCUGAGGAUGGAUUUGCGGCUCUUGCUGGGGUCUCGACUAAGGACAAAAAAUUGCAGAUAUUGUUGAAUAAUUACCAGCUCGAUUAUGAUAUUGCAAAGCAAAUUACAGCCCAGAUGGCUUCCCUUUUGAAUACCUCUGCCUCGGCUUAUCCACUUCUCCAGGAUAAUGGACUUUUGAAUGGGGAGUCGACCUGUUUUGUUACUGGAGCAUGCAUGACAUUUCCCCAGGCUACAGUGCGCAAUAACACUAGUCAAGCAUACCAUCUCCAUGUGGCCGGCUUGCCCUGGAGCAAUACCGAUCGCUACGAGCUCCAGGUCGAGAGAGUAGCAAAUGAAGUCACUGACUCAAUCUACGUACGGAAGAAGGGAAAGGGGAACGUUAUUGAUAUACUGAUCCCCUUUCCUCCGAAUGCGCAAGACUUGAUAACUGUGCAGAAAGUUGCCUAUUAA
Messenger RNA from Aspergillus ochraceoroseus IBT 24754, 1608 nucleotides. RefSeq lists its product as uncharacterized. The record is from RefSeq and is a predicted model, not a curated record. The transcript is spliced from 20 exons. NCBI's taxonomy places the organism in Eukaryota, Fungi, Ascomycota, Eurotiomycetes, Eurotiales, Aspergillaceae. Bases 1 to 1608 code for a protein of 535 amino acids.